Molecule: messenger RNA, 1958 nt
Organism: Pseudopodoces humilis (Tibetan ground-tit)
Lineage: Eukaryota; Metazoa; Chordata; Aves; Passeriformes; Paridae
Source: RefSeq, a predicted model, not a curated record
AUGAGCGGCGGGCGCUGGCGGCGGCCCGCGGAGAUGGUGCAGCCGGGGCCCGAAGCGGAUCCGGCGCUGGCGGAGGCGCUGCAGCGGCUGCGGGCGGAGAACCGCGAGCUAAGGGGUGCUCUGUGUCACUGCACCGAGUCGCUCCGGCAGCGCCUGGAGGAGCUGCGGAAGCUGCAGCUGCAGCGCCGGGGGGAGCGGGAGCUGCUGCGGGGACGUUGGGGACAGGCCCGGGACCUGGUGCUGCACUUGCGGGGACAGCGCAGGGACAGCACCGGGGACACCCCCGGGGACAGCGGGGACACCCCUGGGGACGCCAAGGACACCCCUGGGGACGCCAAGGACACCCCUGGGGACUCCAAGGACACCCCUGGGGACGUCUGGGACGCCAAGGACACGCCUGGGGACAUCAGGGACACCCUCAGGGACACUCGGGACAUCUCCAGGGACACCCCUGACACCAGCACCAAGCCCCCCGAGGCCCCCCCCUGCUCCGUGUCUCUCCCCCUUGAGGACGUCCCUGCUGUCCCGGAGCCCCCCCAGGCCCCCUCCAGCACCCCCCUGGAGCCCAGUUCUGAGGAGCAGCUGAAGCAGCGCCUGGCAGAGGCUGAGGCUGAGCUGGUGACACUGCGGGCACGUGUGGCCGUGGCCGAGCUCCGGGCUCAGGACGUUUCCCGCGCAGCUGAGCUGCAGCUGCAGGGCCUGCGCCGCCAGCUUGAGCAGGACAAGGCUCAGGUGCAGGCCCAGGUGACGUCGCUGCUGGGGGAGCUCCGGGAGAGCCAAAAUCGGCUGGAGCGGAGCCGGGCAGAGCGGGAGCACCUGGAGCGCAGGGCCCGCAGUGAUGCCGAGCGGUGCCAGCAGCUGGAAGAGGUGACCCAGGGCCACCAGGUGCAGCUAGACCAGCUUCGGCUCCAGGUGACCAACCUGGAAACUGCCCUGAGGGUGGAGCGGCGUGGGGCCACCGAGGAGAAGCGGAAGCUGGUGCAGCUGCAGGCCGCGUACCAUCACCUGUUCCAGGAGUACGACGCCCACAUCAAGGCCAGCCUGGAGGGGGACAAACGGAGCCAGGUGACGCAGGAGCAGCUCCGGGCGGCCGAGGCCGCGCUGGCCCUCAAGCAGGACCUGAUUGAUCACCUCAAGGCCGAGGCCGAGCGCCAGCGGGCGGCCUUGGAGACCAUCCCGGUGCUGCAGGCCCAGGCCGACAUCUACAGGGCGGAUUUUGAGGCGGAGCGCGCGGCGCGGGAGCAGCUGCACGGGCAGAGGGAGGCGCUGCAGGAGGAGCUGAACCAGCUGCGGCUGCACCUUGGCGGGGAUGGGGCCCGGGCCCGUCUGGAGGAGAUGCGGAACCGGCACUCGGAGCCACCCCCGGCACCGGUCCCAGGAAGGGGUUUUGGGGGGCUCCUGCCCCCCGCUGAGGAAGGGCCCGACCUGUGCUGCCCCAAGUGCCAGUACAAGGCUCCGGACAUGGACACGCUGCAGAUCCAUGUCAUGGAUUGCAUCAAGUGAGGGAGGGCCCCAAACCCUCCCCAGCACCCCAAAAUCACCCCCAGGGGCAACCCAAAACCCCCAGGAGUCUCAACCCAGGGGGAACCCCAAACCUCCCCUGAAAACCCCCUAAUAUUCUUCUGGGAAUCUCCUCACUGGAUCCACAUCAGCCGGAUCAGGUGGGGGAGGGAGCACCCUAAAAUCACCCUCAGGAUCCUCAGCCUGGGGUUUUAGGGCUUGGAAACCCCAAAGACCCUCAGAUAUUCUUCUGGGAAUCCCCUCACUGCAUCAACAUCAGGGAUUGAAUCACCCCAAAAUAUCCGCAGGAACCCCAAAACACCCUUAGCCCCACAUAAAACCCCACUGGGGAGGUCCCCCACCCUCCCAAAUCUCUUGGACUCCGGCUCUAAUGUGGGAGGACCCCCAAACACCCCCUAGGACCCAUCUGGGGUUUUGGCGUCUCCCCCCCUCAAUAA